Molecule: messenger RNA, 672 nt
Organism: Metarhizium brunneum ARSEF 3297
Lineage: Eukaryota; Fungi; Ascomycota; Sordariomycetes; Hypocreales; Clavicipitaceae
Product: Highly reducing polyketide synthase gloL
Biological process (GO): fatty acid biosynthetic process; secondary metabolite biosynthetic process
Molecular function (GO): fatty acid synthase activity
Source: RefSeq, a predicted model, not a curated record
AUGUCCAGCUCCGAAACAUUGUGGGACUUCAAGUUGACCAUAUACCGGGAGGGCGUACCCGUCUUACAUGCCACCGGUACCAUUGCCAUCCACGAGUCAGCCGCUGCCGAAGCCAUCGAACCGCGCAUCCGGCUAUCCGAGGCAGAACUGGAGUCAUCGGCCAAGCAAAUCUGGUAUCAGCGAUUUGGGAAGGGUGGGCUCAACUACGGACCCCUCUUCCAAUCGGUCAACGAGAUCUGGGUUCUGCGCUCCUCGGCGGACAAAGUUGUCUUGGGCAUGGUUCGGUUGGAGCAGAAGUCGGCGGUCGAUGGGUCUGCGCCGGCGAGGUAUCUCUUCCACCCCAUUACCUUGGAGGUCAUGGUCCAGGCGGGCAUCUUGGCCACGGAGUCGCGUCUGCAGACCUACACGGCCUCGACGAACCAAGGCGCCAGGGGUCUGGCACGUUACCCGACGUUGCGUGUCGUCUGGAAACCGGACGUGCAGGGACCUGAGCUUCUGCGCGAAGCGGAUCUAACCAAAUACCUCAAUCACUUCCUCGCCGAGGCCCAUUCCCCAGUCGGCAAGGACGAUGGUCUCAUCAAGCUGGGUGCCGCCAUCAGUCUCAUCAGCCACCGAAACACGCGCUUGUCCAUCAUUCUGGAGCUGGCGGCCGUCUUGGCUCUCGUCCCAUAA